Molecule: messenger RNA, 1671 nt
Organism: Brassica napus (rape)
Lineage: Eukaryota; Viridiplantae; Streptophyta; Magnoliopsida; Brassicales; Brassicaceae
Exons: 3
Coding region: 941-1258 (105 amino acids)
Source: RefSeq, a predicted model, not a curated record
UUCUCUUUUAAUAGUAUAGACUAGAUUUUGACCCGCGCUUUCGUAAAUUAUUUUUUGCUUUUCCAUUUAUUUACCCGCUUGUUUGUUUUGAGUUAUAUAUUUAUACUUGGUGUAUUAAUUUUAGGUUCGCUUCUAUUUUUAUUUUUUGAGUUUUCAGUUUGAUUUCGGUUUAUAGUUGUUCGGUUCGAGUGAUAAUUUUUUUUUGAUUAUUUAUGAGUUUGGGCUUGAAUUCGGUUUGGUUAGUUUUGGAUAUUUGUAUACCGAUUCAGUUCUCUAUUUUUUUUUGGCGACAUGCAUCUUCUAAGAUCAAGUGGUAGGCGGGUCUGAGUCGUUUCAAAGAGAUGCUCUGUCCGGCUGGAUCGGAUCUAUAUGGGGAAAAAAAGAGUACCCCUAAGUUCUCUAUUUAUAUGUCGAGGUUUAAAUUUGUUUCUAAAAUAUGUCUUGCAUUUGAUAAAUAACUGAUUUUUAAUAAUUGUUAAGGAUAAAUGUAUAAAUGAAAUAUUAAUUUGUCUAUAAUAAAAUCUAGCUAAGUUAAAAUUUUGCUACUUGUAUUUUUCUGUUGGAAGAAAAUGAAAUGCAAUUUAAAAUAAUUGUUGAUAAUUAUACAAAACUUACACUUUAUUACGUAUAAUUUUAACAAACAAAAGAUGAUUGUAUUUAUUUUAAAACAAUACUUUUGCAAUUUGAAAAUGCUCUUAAUUAAAUUUAUUAUAAGGGAAAAACAUUCUAGAUAUAUUGAUCAUUCUGAUAAUUAUUUUAAAAUUGUUUAAAAACUCCUUGGGCCUGAUUAAUACAAAACAAAGAAGUUCCAUUUUUAUGUUUAAAAAUUAAUCGAAUACAACUGGGUUUUACAAACUGAAACUCAAAAUGAGGAUAAUAAAAUGUUAGUGUAAGUUGGGUUUAUAACUUAUGUUGAUAUUUUUCAAUAUCACUCAGGCCCAUGGUUCAUCACUACCAACCGACAGAACAACAACCUGUCUUUUUGCCUUUCCAAAAUAAGCUUCCUCAGAAAAAUGAGUUCGUCUCUCUCUCAAAAUGCUUUGAUAACAUGAUGAAACAUGAUCCAUCAACACAGAUGGUUGAAGAUAAGGUUUGCAUGUCGAAUCCAAUGAAUGAUCUGAUUAGUCGGUUAAUUCUGUUUGUCUCGUAUAUGUCUGAAGAAGAUCUGAAAAAGUAUCCCUCAAGAAAAAACGAAGAACCGGAGUUAAAGGAUCAAGAAACAUCAAUCACUUCAGGCUGUGCAGUGACAUUUGUAUAGGCAAAGCUUUAUUCAUGUGACUCUAACCAAUAUCACAAAACAACAAACCUGAGAAAAGAUAAGUUUUCAUACAAUGGCAUAAAAAUUUCAACGCUUACAAUAACUAUAAUAGUGUUUCAAAAAAAAACAAUAACUAUAAUAUAUUUAAUAUUUGUAAAAUCCAAAUUUUAACUAAUGUUUUUUUUGUAAUUUUACAGUCAAAGUCUACACGUUGUAUGAUUGAUGAUGAAAGUUAUGAGGCUAAGUCCAACCAAGUCCAACCAAAUCCAUACCUAUACACAGAAAAAAAAAUCAAGAUGUAACUGAAACAAUAUAAUUGAGUAGACUAUGCAUUUUUCAGUUUACCUUCUUGUCAACGAAAACGUUUCACCAAAUUUCUAGUUUAUUUGCUCCCAGGUGUGGAUUACUUUCAA